AUGGUGUCCUCAGCCAAUCCUAAAUCAGCAUGUGAGAAGGGGUGGAGUCCUCACCGCUCCAGUUGCUACAAGAAGAUGGCGACCCCCAACGGUUGGCUGGGGGCCCGGUACGACUGCGUCUGGGAGGGCGGCGACCUGGUCUCCAUCGCCUCUUCGGACGAGGAGGCCUUUGUGAAGAAGCAAAUGGGCGAGAACCCCUUCUGGAUCGGACUCUCCAAUCUGGUGAGACGGAAGCGGCGGUUGUUGGUUCUCGACUGGUACGCGAUUGACAACCGGGAUUGGUCUCUGCAGAACUGCCAAGAGGCUUGGUGUCGGCAUGAUGACAAGGCGCGAAACAAGCUGACUUGGUCGGAUGCCCGUGUGACGGUGACCUACUCCAACUGGGAUUCACGUCACGUCUUGAAUGUUAGCUCCGACAAAGAGUCCUGCGCGUACGUCAACCAAGGCGCGUUGAUCGAGAGUCAGCCAGGAAAGUGGCGACACGGCUCGUGCGGAUCCUCGUUGGCCUUCAUGUGCGAGCGCCCGCUGAACGACUGCCCGAAGGGUCAGUCGUGUUCCUUCAAAGACUUUGGUUACGAUCGAGUGGAGACUUCCUCCUGUGACCCCGGUGACUUCCUGUUCGACGACUCUUGCUAUCAUUUUGAGUGGAGACGUAAGGAUUGGCAGUUUGCUGAGGAGUUUUGCAUGUCACAGAAUGGUCACUUGGCCAGCAUAGACUCAGAGGACGAAUUCAAAUUCUUGGCUGCUCACGUGCAAGAUGAUAGAGGAUAUUGGCCUUUCAUGGGACUCAAGAGGAACAAAGACAAGACAUUUUCCUGGAGCAAGGCGCCUGCAAAGAACUUCACGCUGAAGGGGGGAGAGUCUGCAGGACGUGGUGACUGCGUUGCUCUGUCAGCUUUGGGAGAAUUUCACGAGUGGCCCUGCACUAAAAAGCAACCAUUCGUCUGCGAAAAAGCCAAGGUUCGAGAGGAUCUCUCUAAUCUGCCAUCAUGGGGACCAGACUGGACCGAAAACUGCGGCUCGUGGGUGGAGAACCGCUACGACAACUUCUGUUACCUGAUCAACAGCAAGUCCCGCAAGACCUGGCAGGAGGCGCAAGACGACUGCCUCCGUCUCGGAGGCGACCUGCUCAGCAUCACCAACUACGUGGAGCAGACCUUCAUAGAAGGUCUGUCCGCCGGUUAUCGAAACAUUACUUCUUGGUGGUUGGCCACCAAAACCACAAUCACUCAAGAGGGCUGCAAGUGGGCUGACGGGUCUCCCUUUCGUUACACCUACUGGACCACAGAGAGCCCUAGUAAACCCUCUGGGGAAAACUGCCUUUACUUUCCCACUAAACAUAAACAUUGGAAAUUUGACAACUGCCAGAAGACGAGCAGCUACAUGUGCAAGAAAAGAGCAAGAGGACAGAAACCGGAACCUCCACACCAUGACGGUUUUCGGGAGAUCCUUGUGUGCGACCAGCAGAAGCACGUCGAGCUCUUUUGCCAGAGUGAGGGUCAAAGCGUCAUCCGCAUCCAGUCGGCCUUCUACGGACGGAGGAGUGGCAGCGUUUGUCCAACUGGGAGUGGAAAAAAGGAGACUUGCGUGGUCCAAGGAGCCCUCCCUCACUACAGGCGAAAAUGUGACAACCGUCAAUAUUGUCUUGCUGGCCCUUUCGAGGGCGUCCAGGAGACCUGUCCUGCAGUCUCCAAAUACCUGCACAUGGUCUACAGCUGUGAACGGAAAGUGUGUCUUGACAGUUUGGUCGAGGCGGACAAGCGCAUUGACGACUCAGCGUUUGAAGCGUCCUCCUCUAUGACCGACGCCAGCCCCGAGAAAGCUCGCUGGAGUAGUUAUUCCUGCUGGAGACCGUCACAAGAUGCCUCCACCAGCUGGAUCCAGGUGAACCUCGGUCAUGUGAGAAAGGUGACUGGGAUCGUCACCCAGGGCUGUCCUCACGCUAACCAAAGGUCCUGCGACGUCUUUGAGAUGAAGACGAGUGUUGAUGGCAAAAGCUGGACUGAACACCCGGACGAAAAGUUUACCGGAGGGGGGGAGCACCAGUUUGGCUCGCCGUUGUCCGCUCAGUACGUCCGCAUCCUGCCGCUGGAGGACAGCGUUGACUUCGGCCUCAGUUUUGACCUCUUGGGAUGCGCACGUGACGAUGCGAUGACCUGUGACAGCACGUUCAACAGCCUCCACUUGACCAAGGCAAUGACGUUCCACUGCCCACCCAAGUGCGCCGACUCCCAACACAAUGUCACAGGGACCUUGGUCUACAAUGAGGACUCAAGCGUCUGCGUGGCCGCUAUUCACGCCGGCGUCAUUCGUAACGACAUCGGAGGAGACUGUAUUGUGAUGACGGACGUGGCAAAGAACGGCUUUGCUGGCUCCACCCAGAACGGGAUCACCUCCCUCAAGAGUGCUGACUCGACGGAUGAAGCCUUCACGUUUGCAGACCGAGAGCCGAGAUGCUUGGAAGAGUCCUGGGAGGAGUUUGCGGGCUUCUGCUACAAAGCUUUUGAGGACAAGAAGAAUUGGGCUUAUGCUCAAGCUGUCUGCAUGAAAUUGGGUGCCAAUCUGGUGUCCAUCCUUUCGGAGGUGGAGGAGAAGUGGGUCAAAAAGGCCUCCAACCUCGACACCAGCGACAUGUGGACCGGACUGAAUGACCUGAGUGUACUCGGCAUGUUUGAGUGGUCGGACCACCACGAGGUGACCUUCACCGACUGGGCCCCAGAAGAACCCAAAAACUUGGAGAAGGACUGCGUGGCGAUGUCGCAAAAGACUGGAAAAUGGAAGCAGAUGAGCUGCAAGCUACCCAACAGCUUCAUGUGCAAGAUGCCCGAAGCGCAUUAUGCAUUCACCUCAGUGAAGGCAGAGGAGAGCCAUUCUGGUGACAGCAUACUCUGGCACAGAAACAAGCUCGCCAAGUCAGCGAAUGUCGUUGCUGGAUCAACUGUCGAGCUGAAGGGAGGUCUCCGUGUGAACGACGUCAUCACCAUCACAGGGCGAGCAAAUAAACUGGCGGAUUGGUUUAAAAUCAACCUGUUUGUGCCUGACGACGAAACCGACAACAUGGUCGCGCUGCUCCUCAAGUUAAACUUUGUGACCAAGAAGAUUUGGCUGUACUCCAAAGUGGGCACAACUUGGAACAAAAGAGAGGAGCAUCCCACACAAAGCUCUGGACCCGGACAAGAAGUCAAGGUUGUCAUCAAGUGCGCCGACGAUCAUUUCCUGAUCACAAUCAACGACCUCGACGAGGUGACGUACAAAUACCGAGAGGCCAAUCUACAAAGCAUCACGCAGAUGAUCGUGUGGGGUCACGUGUCCAUCAAGGACAUCAAGCAAAGCUCCGCUUAGAACAGCCUGUGCUAAAAUUUGAGGACGGACGUCGUCAAAUUGUUUUUGGCACAGCUUUUUCCACCAGCCGUAGAUGGUUUGUGGGAUAAUUGUACAAAAGUAACCACUUUAUAGUUUAAUCUAAUAUUUAAUCUUAGUCUAAUUGGCUAUUAGAAAAAGCCAGACUUGCGUGCUUGAUUUUUUUUUUUCUUAUUAAUAACCUUUGUGGAUCCUG
Molecule: messenger RNA, 3556 nt
Organism: Syngnathus acus (greater pipefish)
Lineage: Eukaryota; Metazoa; Chordata; Actinopteri; Syngnathiformes; Syngnathidae
Product: C-type mannose receptor 2-like
Exons: 26
Coding region: 1-3342 (1113 amino acids)
Molecular function (GO): signaling receptor activity; carbohydrate binding
Source: RefSeq, a predicted model, not a curated record